Molecule: messenger RNA, 4508 nt
Organism: Branchiostoma floridae (Florida lancelet)
Lineage: Eukaryota; Metazoa; Chordata; Leptocardii; Amphioxiformes; Branchiostomatidae
Exons: 17
Coding region: 174-3731 (1185 amino acids)
Source: RefSeq, a predicted model, not a curated record
UGUUUCCAAGAUUGUAGAAAUAUAAUUUUGGAGGGGACUCCAAUAAAAGAGGCUCACCGAUCCAGCCUGACUGCCUACACUGCCGGAGAUGAGACUUGGCUGGGUUACCCGUUUUUAAGGCCACAGAAAACGGCCCAUGUGGGGUCUCUACAUGCAGCGUAUACGUACUGUGGAUGGACCAUGGAAUAGGGCAGUGGUGCUUCGGAAAGGGGACUGUUGGUGAACGUAGUUGCUUCUUCGAAGUCGCUACACGUGGAUACGAGCGUCAGCCAACGCAAGUCAGUUACAUUGAUGAAGAGGUGGAGGAAUACACGUAUAUGAGUAGCCCUGAUCUUCAUAUCAUCUGCAAUGAGGAUGCGAAGGAGUGGAUGAACAUAUGGUCCCCAUGGGGUCAGUGCCAGGGUGACCCAUACUGCAGCAUCGGUACCAGACAACGUCAGAUGACCUGUCCAUCAGGCAUCGAGGGUUGUCCUCGGCGUACUGAGGCCGGAAAUGGCGUAGUGGCAACUUCCGAAGAGUUUUGUACCCUUCCACCAUGUCAUGUUGAUGGUGGCUGGAGUGGCUGGAGCGAGUGGUCAGUGUCCACUAGUAACUGUGGGGAAGGGAAGCGGGGACGGUUCCGGACAUGCAACCAGCCAAUCCCACAGGCCCAUGGGAAGGAUUGCCCAGGGCCGCGCCUCUUGGUGCAAGCUGUGACCAUGCCCUGUCGUAGAGGGCGGUUCAUAGUGGGAGAUUUGAUCGCAGAACUGACUGAUGACCAGUCCAGAACCACUUCAGAAGAGAUGGUUGUUUUCCCAAGCUUUCUAGAGAUAGCUGGAGAGCAAAGUCCAGACUUGGCCGAUCUGUCUGACUGGGGACAAUGGACACCUUGUACACGGACCUGUUGGGAGGGGAGUAGGAAAAGGGAACGUCGAUGUCUAUCGAAUAAGCGGACAUGCAGUGGAGAUGUACGUGACAUUCAGUUCUGCAACGUACAACCCUGUCCAGUUGAUGGAGGUUAUAGUGAAUGGUCCCCAUGGUCGGCAUGUUCCCUAACCUGUGGGGACGGUACACAGUCCCGUAACAGGGUGUGUACCAACCCUGCCCCCAGCCACGGUGGACAGGUGUGUACAGGACCGGACAGGGAGGAGAAGGCGUGUGAGAUGACCAGGUGUCCGGACAACGAUGUAGAGCAACCGUGGCAGUGGCAGUCCUGGGAGAUAUGGCAACCGUGUGACCGGACCUGUGACAUGGGGUACCGCCAGAGGAGGAGAGGGUGCAUGGUCAAUCCCAAUGUGGAACAGGCCAACAGCGACGGCAACUUGAACUGCGUCGGCAGAAGGAUGGAGAUCAUGGAAUGUCACGUUGCCGAAUGUGCAGUAAAUGGCAACUGGGCAGCUUGGUCUUCCUGGUCGGACUGUACGGCCACUUGUGGAGAUGGCGUGAGGACCAGGGACCGGACCUGUACUGACCCUGCACCGUACGGAGACGGUACAGAGUGCGAUGGACAGGGUACAGAGGUGGAGCACUGCUCAAUACCGCCGUGUAUAGAAACUGACGGUUCCACGCGAAUAUUCAAUAAAAAUUCGUACCUGAGGUACCCAUCACCGACACACCCCUCUCACGUCUGGCGGGCCUUCGUGCGUUUCUUCCCGUACACUGGAGAUGGUCUCCUGCUAUGGACCGAGAACGACGUUGACAAUGAAAAUGUAACAAAGAUAGAGCUCGGGUUGAAAGAGGGACUUAUCGUCUUGAAAGCAAUUAUUGGCAAAGAAGAAGUGGAUGUGUUCUGGGAAAAACCAAAGCUUGAAGCGUGGAAUGACCUAGUUGCCACCAUAGCUGGAAAGAGGGUAUCGUUACGUGUAAACGACGGAGACAUUCGAGAACAAUUGUUCGAUGUGCAACCUCCACCGAUCAGUUUUGGGGGUCCACUUUUCCUAGGAGGAGCUAUUUCAUACACAAAGGAUUCCUUCUUCAAAAGUGGAUUUCAAGGGAAAGUCAGUGACCUGUGGAUCAACUACCAGCAGUUCAGCCUUAAUCUUAGGUUUAAAACCCUGAGCGGGGACUGGAUUCCUGUAGAGGAAGUGUUGUCAAUCAACAAAACAACAGAUCCAUUGGCUGCUUCGCGGAUAUUUUUCGGUCGGGAGUAUGCAGUCAUUCCCAUCACACCCCCAAGGCACGCGCAAGGCUCCUUUACUAUCUCCAUGGUGCUGAUGCCAUUGAAGAAGGAAGGCUUGCUGUUUUACAACAAGGGGAAAGAAGAUGGCACUUUCAUCAUCCUUUUUCUUAAAGAUAACCGUUUCGACAUUAAGCUGGGCUUCGGAUCGGGAUCACGUUCGCGGACGUUAGGUGAAGUAGUGAGACCAGAUCGCUGGAUGCACCUACAACUGACAAUCAUAAAUGGGGGUAAUUUAGAGAUGCGGAUCAACAGCGGACCGGCAAACAAGAUGUUCGCUGAUGACAUGCAGUACCAACCGGGACCUUCACUCCUGAUAGGUGGCGUGACAGAUGCGUUAUGGAAAGAUCUGGCUUUAUCAAGACAUUCUAAAGAGUAUCGGCUUGUCCAAGAACAGAGGGGUUUCAUGGGUGUUAUCUACAGUGUCAAAGUGUACGGACAGGAGUUCAAAAUGACUGACGUGGCUCUACAGAGGCGAGGCCUGCUGAUCGAUUCGGCUACCACUUCGAAAGCAGCUCCGGUGCCUCUUUCGUACGAAGAUCUCUUCACUAAGGAGGAAGGCCACUUCUUCGGUGGUCGUUCAGACUUUAUAGUGGCGUACAACGACAUAGACGCAGAAGAGUGUGCCCGCCGCUGUCUCAAAGGUUACGGCAGUUACGACGGCGUCAACCCGCCAUGUCUGUCCUUCAACCAUCGCCCCGCGCUCUUCGGGAGAUCGCGCGAGGGCAACAGUGCGCGGUGUUGGCUCCGAAGUAGUAACAAGGAUAUGGCGGCGUCUCCGGGUUCUGAGUGGAACAAGUGGCCUCACCGUAAUUACUACCAGAAGAAAGGCAGACGUUACAAAGAGAUGGUAACUUCCAAGGGCUCAUCUCUCAAGCUACGGUGUGACUACAGCUUCAUUACCAGAGGGAAAAACCAUCCAAAACCCCAUGUAAUAUGGAUGAAGGAAGAUAGACGACAACUUGAAGGCACAUUUGUCAACAUAACCAAUGGGGAACCUAAUAACAAGCAUGUGUCUAUGCUACACUUGAGGGACUUACAUUCCAGCAUGACUGGUAGUUACUCGUGUCUGGUGGAAUAUGGUGGAAGGUCAGUCGUCACGAACGCAUUCGGGAUUCUCGUAUAUUCACCUCCUCAAAUUCCAGAAACCACGUCACCGGCGGUUUUGGCUCUCGGUAUCAUCCUGCCGGUACUACUGGUCAUCUGUAUUUGCUGUGUUGCCAGGACCCGUCGCUACCAGGAAAGGUUUCCAGUUCUUGGAGAUAACCAAAUGGUGCGGAGCAUAAAAGCUGGAAUGGAAGACAUAAAAGCUGGAAUCGUAGACAUAAAAGCUGGAAUGGUAGACAUAAAAGCUGGAAUGGUAGACACAAAAGCUGUAGUGGAAGACCCAAUUGACGGAAUAAUCUUGAAAAUCAAAACUAAGGCUGUUUUGGCGUGGCAAGGAAACUCGGGCUUCAUACAGCUACAUCGCAAGUUUGGUGCAAAGAUACGGCCCGACCUGUACCAAGAUCAGAUCGACGGUGCUACUAAGGAUGAAGAGGGGAUCAAGGAACCACCUGACCACGACACUGUUUAACUCAUUGUUUUUAACUCAUUGUCACUGUUUAACUGUUAACUCAUUUUCCAUUAGUAAGAAGCAAUAGUGUAGUAUCAGCAUGUGCAUUCCUACUAGUGAAAAAAAGUAGUUAACUUACUAGUGAAAAGACGAGGUAAAGGGAUGUGUAGUGUCAGUGUGUGGUAAGUGUAGUAUUAGCAUAUGUAUUCUUACUAGUGGAAAAUGAGUUAAGACCACUCUAACUAAUUUUUUCACUAGCAACAGGCAACCGUGCAGUAUCAGUAUGUAUUCUUACAAGUCAAAAAUGACGUAAGACCACUUUAACUCAUCUUUACACUUGUAUUCAGAUACAUACUGGAAUUGGUUUCUCACUAGACCAAUACAAAUGAGUACACUAGUGAAAAAAUGAGUUUAAGGGGUCUUCAUUAAUUUUUUCACUAGUAAGAGACAACCGUGUAGUAUAUAUAUCCGUACUUGUGAAAAAAGUUAGUAAGGGUCUUAAAUCAUUUAUUCACUAUAAAUAGACUAUUGAUAAGAAAAAGAAGCACAACUUUUCGAAAUAUCACGUUUUUUGGUCUUGAAUUAGUUUUAGGUGUAAGAUAAAUGUGAAUAAAUCAAGUCUGCUUUCUCACAAAAUGCUCGACGGUUGUCAAACAACAAGUGGGAUUAAGCCUUCUCACACUAGUUACCACGCAUACUUGGGUGAAAGGAACUCUGGGUAAUAUGUAGCCUCUACCAGGCUCCGUGGAUCGGUAGAAUCGUUAUCCUCAACACUCGUGGUGAGGAAACGUACUCUUC